AUGUUGCAUCCGAAAUUGGGUCGCGUGAUGAACGUGGUCUACUACCAUUCCGUUGUCUUCGCCCUAAUGAGCACUACCCUAAGGAUACGCUCCUGCAGGAAAUGCCUACGCUUGGAGAAGGUCUCGCGAGCUUACACAACCUACAGCUUUUUUGUGGGUAUAUUCCUGUUUCUGAACUUGUACUUCAUGGUGCCCCGGAUCAUGGAAGAAGGCUACAUGAAGUACAACAUAGUCCUGCAGUGGAACUUUUUUGUGACGCUCUUCCUUCGAGCCAUCGCUGUGAUGAGCUGCUAUGGAACCCUGUGGCUAAAGCGCCACGAAAUCAUUCAGCUCUAUAAAUACUCGCUGAUAUAUUGGAAGAGGUUCGGACAAAUAAUGAAGGCCAUAGUGGAUAAGAAAGAACUCCUUGACCUACAAGCGUCCCUGGCCAGAAUAAUGGUCCGGAAAAUAAUAUUGCUCUAUAGCGCUUUUCUGUGCUCCACUGUGAUGCAGUAUCAAUUGCUCAGUGUAAUUAACCAACAGAUUUUACUGGCUUUCUGUGCCCGGCUCACGCACAUUCUGCACUUAUUGUGCGUGAAAAUGGGUUUCUUCGGAGUACUGGUUCUACUGAAUCAUCAGUUUUUGGUAAUCCAUCUGGCCAUAAACGCUCUUCAUGGUCGGCAAGCCCGAAAGAAAUGGAAAGCCUUGCGGUCCGUAGCCGACAUGCACCUGAAAACCCUUCGAUUAGCCAGAAGGAUCUUUGACAUGUUUGACAUCGCUAAUGCCACGGUGUUUAUCAACAUGUUUAUGACCGCAAUUAAUAUCCUCUAUCAUGCCGUCCAGUACAGCAAUAGCACCAUCAAGUCAAAUGGUUAUGGCAUCGUAUUUGGCAACGGAUUGAUCGUUUUCAACUUCUGGGGCACACUGGCGCUAAUGGAAAUGCUGGACAGGGUGGUGACCUCCUGCAACAACACUGGUCAGCAACUAAGGCAACUUAGCGAUCUACCGAAAGUGGGCUCAAAGAUGCAAAGGGAGUUGGACGUUUUUACCAUGCAGCUGAGGCGGAACCGAUUGGUCUACAAAAUAUGCGGAAUUGUGGAGCUGGACAAACCCGCCUGCCUUAAUUAUAUUGGCUCCAUUCUGAGCAAUGUCAUUAUCCUCAUGCAGUUCGAUUUGAGACGGCAAAGACAACCCAUCAAGGAUCGUCAAUAUCUCCUCCAUUUGAUCAAGAACAAAACAAAAAUGUAA
Drosophila sechellia is the source of this 1227-nucleotide messenger RNA. It is a transcript of the gene Gr58b, whose product is annotated as Gustatory receptor 58b. NCBI's taxonomy places the organism in Eukaryota, Metazoa, Arthropoda, Insecta, Diptera, Drosophilidae. The transcript is spliced from 2 exons. Gene Ontology annotation, cellular component: membrane. The record is from RefSeq and is a predicted model, not a curated record. The coding region runs from base 1 to 1227 and encodes 408 amino acids. Gene Ontology annotation, biological process: sensory perception of taste.